Ectocarpus sp. CCAP 1310/34 is the source of this 665-nucleotide messenger RNA. The record is from the annotation of a GenBank genome assembly. Lineage: Eukaryota; Phaeophyceae; Ectocarpales; Ectocarpaceae.
GCGAAGAGUUCAUCGACCCUUCACAACCGACCAACGCCCCCGCUGGUGUGCACAUGGCGAGCCGUGCGCCAGUAUCUCACUUCGCGGGUUUGCUUCGUGACCAGGCCGUCCACCACCUGAUUCGCGUCACCCCGUUGCAUGGAGAGGAGUCCGGUCACCUCGUCGCCAUCGGGCCGGAUGGCUUCUCCCUGUGCACGUGUCUAAGACAGCUCGUUUAUGGCCUGCCUUGCUCGCAUGGCUUGAAGUCCAUGUUCGACACCGGCCACAAGACGUUGAACGGAGCGUCUAUUGCGCCCCGGAGGCGUGACAGCCUCACGCCAUGGACGUUGGAGGGGCUGGCCGCGAAGCCUGCCAUGCUGGACCUCGACGCCGCCCACUGUCCCGUGCAGAUGCCGCCCUUCAACCUCAACGCCGACGACACGUCCCACUCAAGCACGAACGUGAAAACAGCCGCCUACGCGAACGGUGUCUCCUUCGGAAAAGACAUGGUUGUCCUUAUCCGAGAUGUCGCUACUCUGGACGGCAUCGAUCGCGUCUUGGAGAGCACGAAGGUCUUCUUCAAGCAGCAACUAGAGGUGGAGAAGAUCACGCACCACAAGCAGGGGGGGCUUCGCUUUAGAACCCACGACGGGUUGUUAAGGGGUGGGGGGAGGAGAGCGUGUUAA